This is a messenger RNA of Haliotis rubra (blacklip abalone), 796 nucleotides long. RefSeq names its product putative nuclease HARBI1. The transcript is spliced from 2 exons. The coding region runs from base 317 to 724 and encodes 135 amino acids. NCBI's taxonomy places the organism in Eukaryota, Metazoa, Mollusca, Gastropoda, Lepetellida, Haliotidae. The record is from RefSeq and is a predicted model, not a curated record.
CUACAAUUACUAUGUAAGAAAGAAUUUUUGGGGAAAAUCAAAUAUGAGGAUGAUAUAUUAUGAACCUAUAUUUCAUACCAAAAUAUUAAUGAAAGAAUUCAGUCAUAAUUUAUGUUAAGACACAUAUAUAGUAUCUGACACGCACAUAAAAUAGGUAAUAUUUUUGACUGAUGUCGCCUUCUUUGUGUAUUAAUCCUUGAACUUUAUUACUUAUUUUUUAUGUAAUCUUACAGGAAAAUUCACAAACAUUUGUGCCAAAUGGCCCGGGGCUGCUCAUGACAGUCACAUCUUCAGAACCUCGUCACUCUGCGCACUCAUGGAGAGGACCCACACGUCUAUCUCUGAUGGCUUCAUUUUGGGAGACAAUGGCUACCCCUGCAGACCAUUCCUGCUGACCCCCUACCUCAACCCACAAGGACGACGACAACAACGUUACAACGACUCUCUGUGUGCCACAAGGGUCACUAUUGAGAGAACGUUUGGUCGGUGGAAGAGACGGUUUCAUGUUCUCCACUCUGAGGUGAGGAUGACCCCCAGUCGUGUGUGCCGUAUUGUUGUUGCCUGUGCUGUUUUGCACAACAUUGCCAUCUCCAUGGGUGAACCUCAGGAUGAGAGGGCCAACAGGGGACGACCAACCACCCAUCGAUGCCCUCGCAGGGACGACAUGACGGCAAAGGCAUACGUGAUCAUGUGGCUUCCACAUUCUUUUGACACUAACAUAUAAUAGUACAAAUGUGGUUUACAUCGACAUGAGAACUGUUAUACAUGUAAAAAUUUGAAACAUAAUGAACAUGAC